AUGUUGAUGGAGUGGCUUCGAGGGAAGCCGGCUGAUGAAUCUGCCGCACCGCAAAAGCCGCCGCAGCGGAAGACGCUAGACUUGGACCCCGAAACGCCGCUCGAGCCCUCGCCAGCGGAGGCCAUCGCGCUGCGCGAGGACGCGUUCCGUAAGAAGCUGGCUGCUAGCGCCAAGGAGGGCCCAGCGUCACCCGCCAAGCUGGUGUCAUACGACACCAUGUUUCGUAGGGCGCAGCGAUUGCUGAUUGAGGGGAACGCAUCAGAAAUACAAGAGGGACUCACGAUGAACUUGUCGCGUCACGCACAGAACGUCAUGAUAUCCUCCAAAUUUGCUCUUGUCUCCCCACAGAUGUCACACUGGGAAGUGGGCCUCCAAAUGAACGGUUUCUCCGAUAUUGUAGUGGCUACAUACAACACAUUGAGCCGCUGGACGCUGAUGUACCAGCGUGUGAGCUCCACGGGGGCGCUGCUGCUUGCCCAGUGCAUGGCGCAGCGGCAGCAGGGCAUGACACAAGGCACGGUUGUGGGCAUGCUGCAGUACCCAUGGGUCUUCGGUGGUUGUACGCAGCUGCAGUACGUGAAGGGCCAAGUGCUCUCAUUGAGUCACACGCAGCGUAUCAUUCGGGGAGUGCAUGUGGGGUCCAAUUUAUCGUGGGACCCCAACACAAAGGGAACGGCCCUCUCCUAUGCGGCCUCCGCCACGAACCCAGCGAAGACGGGAAUGCUGGCUGCGGAGUGGCACCCCAGCAAGGGUGAGUGGAAACUUGCGCUGACACGGAGCGACUGGGCACACGACGCAGAGUUUGCGAUGCAGCUGGAAUACGCCAACAAGGGGGAAAGUAUGUUGAGCCUGCUGAGCUUCGGUCUGCGGAAGCAGUUUGUCGGUGGUGGCGCGAUGAGUGCCGCCCUUUGCGGCUUCUCUAAGCUGAAAGCAAUAGUGGAGUUGCCCUUUGGCGGUGAGCGGCGUGGGUUCAACCAGCUACACUGCCUCUACAACGCUCAGUAUGACAUCAACUCUGGUUCGCUGAAGCACGGGCUAGUUUUCACCGCCUAG
Trypanosoma grayi is the source of this 1053-nucleotide messenger RNA. RefSeq lists its product as hypothetical. NCBI's taxonomy places the organism in Eukaryota, Euglenozoa, Kinetoplastea, Trypanosomatida, Trypanosomatidae. The coding region runs from base 1 to 1053 and encodes 350 amino acids. The record is from RefSeq and is a predicted model, not a curated record. The transcript has a single exon.